Molecule: messenger RNA, 1479 nt
Organism: Clonostachys byssicola
Lineage: Eukaryota; Fungi; Ascomycota; Sordariomycetes; Hypocreales; Bionectriaceae
Source: the annotation of a GenBank genome assembly
AUGGCUCACGGCGCUUUGGAUGAAAAGGAAAUUUCACCAAUCGUCCAAAGCCCCGUGAUAGCAACUGCUGCCUCAUCCGAAGUCGGCACCAAGCCAAAGGCGACUUGCUUACAGCAAUACUUCAGCGAAGAGAGCCGCAACUUCCAAGGAUCCGCCCUCAAGAAGACAACGAGGUUAAUCUCCAACUUCCUCCCACUUGGGACUGGCCGGCCACACGCUGAGCUUUAUCCAUGGACCAGCGGUGACGCGAACUGGCCAACAUUCCUCAACAAGCCAAACGGGUCUGAGGGUAGAGCCGGAGUCCCAUCCACGUACACCCUCGCCAAUGCGUUGACCUAUGGCACCGCCUUGGGGGCGCCGCCGCUCGUUCAAUUUCUCACUGAGCAUAUGAGAUUGAUACAUAACCCCCCAUACCAAGACUGGGCCGUCUGUCUCACUUGUGGAUCAACUUCUGCACUCGACAUAAUCUUCCGCACAUUCACCAACCGUGGGGAUAUCAUCUUGGCAGAAAAAUAUUCAUAUCCUGGCAUUAUCGAAUCAGCGGCCCUUGCGGGAGUCGAGAUACAGCCAGUUGAUCUUGACGACCAAGGAUUGAGUCCCGACAAACUUGGUCAGAUUCUAGACCAGUGGAACACGCUCGAACGACCGAAGCCCAAGGUGUUAUAUACCAUUCCCUCUGGUCAGAAUCCCACCGGUGUGACGCAAAGUCAAGAGCGCCGCCGGGCCAUCUAUGAGAUUGCUGAGCGUCACGGCUUGAUUAUAGUAGAGGACGACCCCUAUUACUUUAUCCAGCUAGGCCCCAACGCAACUAGCGACGGUAGCAACCCCGAGGCGGUUUCUCGACACUUGGUCCCCUCAUAUUUUUCCAUCGACAAGUCCGGGCGGGUGAUCAGAUUGGAUUCGACAUCCAAAAUACUUGCCCCAGGGCUUCGCGCCGGUUGGGUGACUGCCAGCCGACAAGUCAUUGACAAAUAUGCCGCAUACCAUGACUUGACGACCGUAUCUGUGAGCGGCCUAAGUCAAAUUGUUCUGCAUGAUCUCUUCAACCUCCAAUGGGGCCAAGAAGGUUUCUCAACUUGGCUUCAAACCCUGUCGCUGAAAUAUACGCAGCGACGCGAUAUAACCGUCGCUGCUUGCCAUUCCUUCUUACCCUCCGAUAUCUGCAGCUUCGUGAUUCCGGACCACGGCAUGUUCCUCUGGAUAUCAAUCGACGUACGCAAGCACCCAAUGUACGCCGCUGAAGGACACAUGGGCCAGGGGUGGUGCUCUCAGGUUGAAGACCGUAUCUUGACUCUCGGACUUGCCAACGGAGUUCAGGUUACCAAAGGGUCCUUGUUCUUUACCAAAAAAUCUAGCAAGGAAGCGGAAUUGUUCUUCAGGCUUACAUUUGCAGCGGCUAAAGAACAUGACUUGGCCGAAGGGGUUAGAAUAUUUGCCAAUGCUGUCAAAACUGAGUUCAACUGCCGGGGCUCCCCGUAG